Molecule: messenger RNA, 4428 nt
Organism: Aspergillus calidoustus
Lineage: Eukaryota; Fungi; Ascomycota; Eurotiomycetes; Eurotiales; Aspergillaceae
Source: the annotation of a GenBank genome assembly
AUGGCCUUGACGCAUAGAGACUACACAGUCGCAUGGAUAUGCGCGUUACCCAUUGAGAUGGCAGCCGCAAAGCUAAUGUUGGAGACAUUCCACCCUCGACUAUCACAGCCGCAAACCGAUCACAACGUCUACACACUCGGGAGCAUCAGCGGCCACAACAUCGUUAUUGCCUGUCUGCCCUCCGGCGUUUAUGGAAUCACAUCCGCUGCGAUCGUCUUCGACCAGAUGCUCUCGACGUUCCCUCAACUCCGCUUCGGACUUAUGGUCGGCGUCGGGGGUGGUGUGCCCAGUCCCGGGAAGACUGAUAUUCGCCUGGGAGAUGUUGUUGUUAGUAUGCCGACAUCGGGCUCCACUCUUGGAGGUGUCGUUCAGUAUGAUUAUGGGAAAACACUGCAUAAUGGGUCCUUUCGGCAAACUGGAUCGCUCAAUAAACCCCCACGGUACUUGUUGACGGCGAUAUCGCAAAUGCGUAGUGAGGAUUUGAUUGGGGACAUUUCAAGUCGGAUUGAGCAAACGAUAUCUGAUGUACUUGCAUCAAAAGAGCCGAAGGUCCGAGAUCAGUUUUCGCGACCCGAUGACGACUGGUUGUUCAAGUCUAGCUAUCACCAUCACCGCAGCGACGAUGCGGACUGUUCAGCAUGCGAUCACUCGCAGUUGGUUUUUCGUGAGCCCCGAGGCUCUAAGAAUCCAGUUUUCCACUACGGUCUCAUUGCAUCCGGUAAUCAGGUCCUGAAAGACCCGGUAAGACGAGACGCCCUUGCACGAGAGAUGGACAUUCUAUGUUUCGAAAUGGAAGCUGCGGGCCUCGUGGAUCAGUUAUCUUGUCUUGUCAUCCGAGGAAUCUGCGACUACUGCGACUCCCAUAAACACAAAAAGUGGCAAGGAUACGCAGCGCUCACUGCGGCGGCGUACACGAAGGCGCUCCUUGAUGUGGUCCCCUCCCAAAGUAGGAAAGAGCCAGCUUGCCAGGGGUGGGUGCCGCCUUCCCCCAGCAACCUCGAGCGCAUUAAAGACAUUCUGCAACCCUCCGUUCAUCCCCUCGACACAUUUCAAAAUAUUGGAAAGCGGCGUGUUCCAGGCACUGCAGACUGGGUUAGAAAUGAGCCGCUGUUCCGGGCGUGGGCUGAAGGCAACGACAGCCCGGUGCUGUGGGUGUCCGGUACUCCAGGAUGCGGCAAGAGCUUCAUCGCACAGAACGUCAUCGCUCACUUUCUCGAGCGUUUUCCUCAAUGCGACGCCACUCGCCAGAACCGCACUUCAGUUGGAUACUUCUUUUUCAGACACAAUGAUCCCGAGACACGCAAGUUCCACCGUGCAUUGAGGGAUAUCGCUUUUCAGAUUUACCAGAAUGACCCUUCCUAUCGAGAUUAUAUCCAUGCUCACUGCCAUUCGGCUGACGAUAUCAAAUCAAUCCACGCUGCAUGGAGAGUUCUGUUCAUGGAUAACUACUACAACUCCCUCACAAAAGGUGAGAGCAGCGUGGUUCUUGUCAUCGACGGCGUGGAUGAAGCUUUCGAAGAUGACUGCCGGGAGUUUCUGAGGCUUGUCUCGGAUGUCGUACACAACCCCGCCAAGUGUCGCCUCAAGCUCUUGCUCCUCGGAAGACCAGAUAUAUACGAUGAUCUGGUGGAAGCUUUCGAACAGCCUGUUCCUACCAUCCACGUCAAUGCCGACAAAAAUACUGGGGAUAUCACAACCUACGUUAAAAGGAGCAUCCGCAAGUCUCGGCAAAUCAGUCGGAUUCCGAAAACACAGCGCCUGACGAUUGAGGAAGCCUUAAUUACUAAGGCCGAGGGUAUGUUUCUUUGGGUUGAUCUAAUGCUGACAGAGCUCAAUGGGAAGACUAGAGCUGGUAGUAUGCUGGAAAGCCUUCACAAAGCCCCGAAGGGCCUCGAUGCGAUGCUAAGACACGUUUUGGAGACAUUUAGCAGCAGGCUUAAUGAAGAGGAGGCAAUUGACCUUAACAUCAUCCUGGCGUGGGUGGCGUGUGCAGAUAGACCUUUGAGCUUGUGCGAGCUAGAUGAGAUACUGCAUGUUGAGCUGGAAACUCACGAUGAUAGGUUGGCGCUGGAGGACGCUCUGCGUACACAAUAUGCCUCUCUCUUUGUGCUGAAUCGGGAAGACGGUUUUACAACAGCAGAUUUAGUCGCAGGGGCCAAGCUGGGCGUUGAUCAACCUCGAAAUGACGGGUCUACUGGAAACAGUGACUCUUCUAGCGAGGCGGAUCCGGAGCCGGAGUUCAAUUCCGAGCGAGAUAGCACCAGGGUCGUCUUCUGCCAUGCCUCAAUCCGGGACUUUCUACGCAAUUCUGACUAUGGAAAGGUGUCUGCUGGGGAUGGCUCAACACCUGUUGGCGUUGACAUCGUCCAGGCGAGCUUGAACACCUUGAAGAUAUGUUUAUUGGCGAUAGCCCAGGGAUCAGUGGGGUCAUUUGUGCGGUACUACGCGCUGUACUACUGGGUUAGCCAGCUGAGACGUCUUUGCCAAUAUUUGGACAAAAUUAAUCGUCAGCAAAGACAAGAGAUCAUUCUUCUGCUUUGCACAAUCUUGAGGAGUGUAAAUCUGGAAAUGUUUCAAACCUACGCUGCUCCGGAUCCAGUUAUCGAGUUUAUUGACCGCGAGACGAUGAGGUUGAUCGUGUCACUUUUCGCUGAUCAGGAAUGUGUCAAUACCAUCGACGACACUGAGACCCGGGAGUGGAUCCGCCUCUGCCUUGAGGAACCUGCUCAGGUGUUCGUCCCGCUAGGCCGUGAAGUCGCUGAAAAAUGGCUCAUCGAUUCUGGGGAUCCGGUUUCCUGCAUGGAGACUGUUCUCGCGGUUAUUGUUCUCCUUGGAGAGGACUCCCCUGAAUUGACAGAACGUCCGUCUGCUGAAACCGUCCUAGAAGUGGCCAGAUGGGCACAAUACGAAGAAAACGCGCUCUGGCAUCACCAGGUCGGGGCAUGUCUCAGCUCCCUGGAGCAUUACGAUGCAGCUAUUGAACACCUGACUGCUGCGCUUGCACUAGAGCCAACAUGGCGAACCAAACUGGGUCUUGCUGAAGUGUACCGGAAACGCGAUUGCUUAAACGAUUCCCUUCGGUUAUUUAGAGAGUGCGAGGCGGAUUACGCACCGCCACUUACGACCCCUCGCACCGAAGACAAAUUUGAUGAUCCCGAAGAUGAGAAAUCCCGCGACUUGGCUAAGCUCCGCGUGAGAAUGGGCUUACUUUAUAUCCAGCUAGGGGACCACUCAAGUUCUACAAAAUCGCUUAUGGAAUCGAUCAGGCUUCGGGAUCCUGUUCACACCUGCACCGCCGUGUUGCUUGUUAUUCGUGUUCUCGUUUCAUCGGAGUCCGCACGACAUGAGAGUAUAAUGCAAGUGCUGAAGAUGAUUGACUGGGAUCCGUGGUCCUAUAAUGAGCCCGUUCUCUUUGCGGUUCUCGAGGACAAUUUUAUCGAGUGGUAUAAUUGGGAUAACACUCAGUUGCCGUUGGUAUUUGCCGUCUCCGCAAAGCGCUGUGAUGACCUGCAAUGGCUGGAGUGCAAGUAUCAGACCUUGAUCGAAGGAAACAGUCACCAAACGGUCACCGCUAUAUGUUUGAAGGAGACGCUCGCUCACCUAUAUGACAGGUUCUUGGGUGAGGAAUCUAAGGCCAUUCUGAUUUGGAAGAGUAUCAUAGCCCAACGCAGAGUUCCCGACUCAGAGUCGUACGAAACAUUCUGCAGAGCGAGGAAUCGUGCUGUUGCUGCCUACGGAUACCGGCUCCUAACCAACUGUCUGCGAGAAACUGGGAACGCCCAAUCUCUUCUCGUAUUGGAGCUGGAGAAACUCUGCGACACCGAGAUUCAAUCUCCUUCGUGCAAUCAUGUUCUCUUCGAUGGCCAGCCGGGCGUUUACAUGGGCAUAUGGCAUAGGUUAAAGGGACGAGAACAGGAGGCCAGGAAUUACUUCAAGCCAUACGUUCUCCAGGCAGUAUCUUGGCGGCGGGAUGCAGAGAUUGGCGAACUUGUUAUGCACGUAAAGCGCGUCCUCGGCCAUCUCUUCGCCAUGAUCGGCGAUGACGAAGACGCCAUCACUCUCCUCCAACACGUUCAUAGCCCCCUGGGCCUACGCGAUGGCACAUCGGCCACACCUGAGGAACGCAUGGCAUCCCCCUGGCCACUAGUUGUCGAAGACCGUGUCUGGUACUGCCAUAUCUGCCUCCGCUCGUGGGGGAACUUUGUCAACUGCAACGUCUGCCGCCGGUGCAGAGCAGAUAUCUGUGAAGAAUGCAUCGACAGUGUCAAACUGGGGAAUCCGGACAUUAGCUACGCUUGUGAUGCCAGCCAUGAAUGGUUGAAGAUUCCGGCCUCGCCUGGCGUUCCCGGGACAUAUCCGCUGAGUCGGGGAGGGAAAACCCUUUCGAUUGAGGAGUAUAUGGAGGCUGUUGAGAGGGACUGGAUGUGA